GGAAGGACCGCUUUUUACCACAGUCAUAAAGUCAUAAUUAUGGCAAAACCCCAUCCAUUUAUACAACUUUUUAAACCUAACCUUAACCACACUGUUAAGAUUAUGCCUAACCCUAAUCUCAAAUGAAGAACAAAAAGUAGAUUUCUGUUUUCAUAAAUGUUUUGCCAAUGUUGACAUUGUGGCUGUGAUAACUAGUGAUAAGCCAACUAGUCAGCCAUGUUCUUUUAUAGUUACAUGAUAAUGGUCAGCCACCUCGGUAGCUUGCUAGCUGAAACAUUGAAGCUCUUUAGACUCGUUCAUGUAUAUUAUCCACUGUGUUUUAAACUCACUUCUGUCGUCUAGCUAGUUAUCCCAUUUAAUUUCAUAUGUACAUUGUUGUUAUUCAUCACCGAAGGUAGCUGUCUGGUUUAGUUCACUAGCCUAGAUAGCUAACUGUUAGAUAACAUCUCCGACCAUGAGUUCACUGAGCUACUCUCCUCCUGAUAAAGAAGAGGAGGUCUGCUGGACGGAGAAAGAAGGUCUGUGGCUGAAUGUUGUCGUAAAAGAGGAGGAGGAAGAGGAGGAUGUUACAGUAACAAAAGUAGAGGAUGAGGAUGUUGCCGUGAAAGAAGAAGAGGACGAGAAAGAGGAGGAUUCAGAUUUUGGAGAGGAGGGAGAGAUAACUGGUAUAUUGGAAGAAGAGGAGGAGGAUCUGAUUAACCCCAGAGAGAUACGUGACUAUUGUGGAUCCUCUGGGGAGCCUCAACAACAUCAUGAUGCUGAUGAGGCAGAGAAGAGUCUCUUCACAUCAGAACACCUCAAGAAACACCAGCGGAAACCCACAGGGAAGAAACUUCACCACUGCUCUGACUGUGGGAAGAGUUACUCAAGAUCAGAUUCACUAAAAGUACACCAGAGAAUUCACACUGGAGAGACAUCUCACUGCUGCUCUGACUGUGGGAAGAGGUUUACCUCUUCAGCAGACCUCAAAAGACAUCAGAGGAUCCAUACAGGAGAGAAACCUUAUAGCUGUGAUCAAUGUGGAAAGAGUUUUAAUGUUCCAAGCAGCCUAAAAACACACCAGAGAACACACACAGGGGAGAAACCUUACAGCUGCGCUGACUGUGGGAAGAGUUUCUCAAAAUUAUAUACAUUACAAUCACACCAGAGAAUUCACACUGGAGAGAAACUUUAUAGCUGCUCUGACUGUGGGAAGAGUUUUUCAAAAUUAUAUACAUUACAAUUACACCAGAGAAUUCACACUGGAGAGAAACUUUUUAGCUGUGAUCAAUGUGGGAAAAGGUUUACUCACUCAAGCUGCCUGAAGGUACAUCAGAGAACACACACAGGAGAGAAACCUUAUAGCUGUGAUCAGUGUGAGAAGAAAUUUGUUACAUCUAGCAGUCUGACUAUACACCGGAGAUCUCACACAGGAGAGAAACCUUAUAGCUGUGAUCAAUGUGUGAAAAGUUUUACUUCAUCUAGCCAUCUGACUAUUCACCAGCGGACACACAAGAGAGAAACCUUGUAGCUGUAAUCAAUGUGGGAAGAGUUUUAGCCAAACAUCCUGAUAUCACACCAGAGAACACACACAGGAGAGAAUUCUUAUAGCUGUGAUCAAUGUGGAAAGAGAUAUGCUGGUAAAAUUUAGAAAAUACAUACAUGAAGUUGUUUCAUGAUGUCAAUAAAAUGUCACAAUGUAGAAUGUUAUUAACAUUGUAGUAGGAGUAUUUUAAUGAUGUCACAAUGUAGAAUGUUAUUAACAUUGUAGUAGGAUUAUUUUAAUGAUGUCACAAUGUAGAAUCGUAAACGUUUGACCCCAUGUUCUAUUGAUUUCAGAGUGAUAUAGAUAUUAGCCUCGGGAUGAAUCCAGGCCUCAUCAGGGGAAGUAAUGAGUACUAUUUAUUUGAUUAACAAAAAAGUGAUUAACAAGAAAAAGAGUUGUUUACACUUGGCGCCCCAUUUGAAUGAGAAUAGAGCACUUCAAAAUGUAGCUAGCUGUUUUCUGCAGGUUGUCCUCUAACCAGUGAGAUAAAAUAUAUCUCCCAUUUCCGUGUGUUUUUUUUAGUUGUGUUCGUUUCAACAGCACAUACAACCUGAUUUCCCCCCUAAUAGAUGUAUUGCCAGUUGUCAAAACAACAGCAUAAUUAAUAUACUUACUUACUGACUUUAUUGUCCCCAAAUUUACACAUUUAAAGUGGUGUUUCAAUACAAAACAAGAUUGACAACUUUUAUAACAGUUACAUACCGAUAAAAAUAAUAACAGUAAGAAAUACAACUUUUUUUUUUUAAAGAAGAAAUGACUGCUGGCUGGGAACAUUCACCCGAGCUAUUUAGGAGGGAUAUCACACCUGGCAUAAAUGAUUGUCUCGUUCUGUUUUUCCUGCUGAGGCCCUGUACCUGCGCCCAGAGGGGAGUAAUUCAAAGUCUUGGGGGUGGCUUGUGUCUAAAAUGAUGAUAUGAUAUGAUUACUACUGUGGAACAUGUUUGUGUAGAUAGUAGAUUUUAUGUUAAACUUUUCAAUAUCACAAACUGUUUCUAUUGAUUUGAACAAGUUAUAACUCUUCUGAUUUGGGCUCCUCCAAAAUAGCAAAAUUAAAUAAAGAUUUAUUCAUUUUUAAAUUGGGACUAUGCCCAAUGUCUUAUUAUUAUUAUUAUUAUUAUUUUUAAGUGAAAGUUUAAAAUACUAGUGCAUUAUUGUCAAUACAUAUUAAACGGGGUGUGUGUUCAAUUUGGUUUGAUAUUUCAAAAUAUUUACAUUUCAUGUAACAUCAGAAUUAUUUGAUCAUUUUUCAGUACAAUUAUAUUGUUUACUAACUAAUAUUUUGGGUUGGAUAUUACAUCAUAUUCUUACUAUUUUAAUCAAUGGCUUUUCCUUAGAAUGAUCAUUAGUCUUUCAUUUUUUUUUGUGAUUCUUUAGUUUUUUUUAUCCUCGUAUGUUGUGUAGUAAAUAUGAAUUUUAUUUUAGUUUUUUUUCCUGUGAAGCAAAAUUUCUGAAAUGUGAAAUGUUAUAUAAAUAAAGCUUGAUUUGAUUUGAACUUAAAACAAAAAACAAAUUAACUCAAUGACUGACCAAUCAAAACAAAUGAACCCAAUGACUGACCAAUCAAAACAAAUGAACCCAAUGACUGACCAAUCAAAACAAAUGAACCCAAUGACUGACCAAUCAAAACAAAUGAACCCAAUGACUGACCAAUCAAAACAAAUGAACCCAAUGACUGACCAAUCAAAACAAAUGAACCCAAUGACUGACCAAUCAAAACAAAUGAACCCAAUGACUGACCAAUCAAAACAAAUGAACCCAAUGACUGACCAAUCAAAACAAAUGAACCCAAUGACUGACCAAUCAAAACAAAUGAACCCAAUGACUGACCAAUCAAAACAAAUUAACUCAAUGACUGACCAAUCAAAACAAAUGAACCCAAUGACUGACCAAUCAA
Molecule: messenger RNA, 3419 nt
Organism: Oncorhynchus tshawytscha (Chinook salmon)
Lineage: Eukaryota; Metazoa; Chordata; Actinopteri; Salmoniformes; Salmonidae
Product: gastrula zinc finger protein XlCGF17.1
Exons: 3
Coding region: 455-1510 (351 amino acids)
Biological process (GO): regulation of transcription by RNA polymerase II
Cellular component (GO): nucleus
Molecular function (GO): DNA-binding transcription factor activity, RNA polymerase II-specific; RNA polymerase II cis-regulatory region sequence-specific DNA binding
Source: RefSeq, a predicted model, not a curated record